CUUGAAUUUCAUUUUUUACCAACAAAUCCAUUUUUUAUUGAAACAAUUCUUACAAAACAAUAUUCAAUUCGAUAUGAAUUAAAUAAUUCAAAUCCAUAUCGAUCUUAUGAUGGACCAGAAGUUGAUCAUUGUUAUGGUUGUUUAAUUACAUGGAAAUCUGAUUAUAAUCUUACAAUUCGAAAACGUACAAAACGAAUACGAAAUAAAACUACAGGACAAAUUCGAUUUGUACAAAUUGAAGAAUCGAUUAAAUCUUUUUUUGAUUUUUUUUCACCACCAAUUAUUCCAAUCAAUGGUAUUCAUGACAUGAAUAAAGAAGAUCAAAUACGUUUAGAAGCUGAUAUUGAAUUUGGAUUAUUAUUAAAACAACGUGUAUUACCAAGAGCAAUACUCUAUUACACGGGUGAAGCAUUACCUAUAUUUCAUGAAGAAGAAGACGACAAAGAUGAUCAAUUGACUGCGUCCGAUAGUUCCCAAUAA
This is a messenger RNA of Rotaria sordida, 480 nucleotides long. The record is from the annotation of a GenBank genome assembly. NCBI's taxonomy places the organism in Eukaryota, Metazoa, Rotifera, Eurotatoria, Philodinida, Philodinidae.